Messenger RNA from Carassius gibelio (silver crucian carp), 2072 nucleotides. RefSeq lists its product as uncharacterized. The record is from RefSeq and is a predicted model, not a curated record. The coding region runs from base 318 to 1751 and encodes 477 amino acids. The transcript is spliced from 13 exons. NCBI's taxonomy places the organism in Eukaryota, Metazoa, Chordata, Actinopteri, Cypriniformes, Cyprinidae.
AUAAAAAAUGUCUGUUACUAAAUCAAAAAGACCUCGUUAUAAUUCUGAAAUUCGUCAGAAUUUGUAUUGGAGAUGCUUUUGAACGAUGGAGACGGCUGAAAACGGAGAAGAAUUUGAACACAGACGCCAACGUUGCUAAUUUUCUCCUGGACAGCACCUCAACACCCAGUAAGAGAAACUUGAAGAAACACCACCUGACUGCACCAUCACUUUCCAGUAUCGUAUGUGCAUCAUCUGAAACACUUUCUAAUCGCUACACCAUUUACAGAGAGGACCUGUCGCCUAUUGAGGAAAGACUGGAAGAUGAUGAGCGCACCAUGGAUGCCUCUGAGGUUCUGGAGGAAAGUCUACAGAACAUGAGCAUCCAGGAUGCUGAAACCCAGGUCAUGAAUGAGCAGGAGAUAAAUGAUCUAAUGAACAGUGUAAUUGAUUGGGGGGACAGUGAAGGUGUUAGUAAUGAGGAGAUUGAAGCAGAUGACAGUGAAGAAGAGGACUAUGUCCCUCGUAUUUGUAUUCGGUUGGGUGGAGCAUUGCAGGCACCACCAUGCAUUGAUAAUCUGCCUGUGAUAGAUGCCAGUGAGACAGUACAUGACAUCCCGGAUGUAGAGCCUCCAUCAGUCACCUUACCUACACUUCAACAACCUGGCUUUCCUGAUACACUGGAGGUCAUGACUGAAGAUGACCUAAUCGGGAAACGGGCCUCCAUCACUUAUGAGGACUGUUUGAGGCAGCUUGCAACAUUACUUGUGCUUCCGGUCCAAAAGUGCCCAUACACAUGUGACGUCAGUAAAAUGGAGUGUCAGUGUCGCCCUCCAUUUGAAGUUUCCAUUACACGCAGGGGUACUGCAAGCAUCAUGGAAUGGACCUGCCUUGUUGGCCACACUGUAUGGAGAUGGAGCUCACAGCCCACUUUGAGGUACGGGAUGCUAGCAGGGGACUUUAUGUUGGCAAGCAACAUACUACUCUCCGGAAGCAACUACGCCAAAGUCUCGCUUCUGUUCCAGUUUAUGAACAUGGGGAUGGUGGACCGUAGUUCAUUUUUCACAAUUCAGGACACAUACGGUGUAGACACUGUGAAGGAGUUUUGGGAAGAGAGGAGGGCUGAGGCAUUAAAUCGGCUAAAAGACAGAGAUGUGGUAAUAGUAGCGGAUGGAAGAAUGGACAGUCCUGGACAUUGCGCCCAGUACUGUACAUACACUGCCAUGGAGAACGAAUCCAGGGAAAUCAUCUCUGUCAUCAUUGUGGACAAAAGGGAGACUGGGCGAAAUUCUGUGAUCAUGGAGAGAGAGGCAUUUGUGCGGACAGUCGACACUCUUUUGAAUGAAGUGAAACUAGUAGAGGUCUGCACUGAUGCCCAUGUCCAGAUCUCCGCACUAAUGAACAAAGGAAAGUACAAAGACCUUGGGCUGCAGCACAGCUUGGAUAUGUGGCAUGGGGCCAAGAAUUUGGCAAAAAGGAUCCAUGCUGCUUCACAGGUCAAGGGUCAGUCCAGUUUGAGCAGUUGGCUAAAAGACAUUGUCAACCACUUUUGGUGGUGCUGCAAAACAGCAGAUUCUUACCAAGAGUUCCUUGAGCUGUGGCUUGGUCUCCUACAUCAUGUGACAAAUGAACACAGGUGGGUCCUGGGAAGCUGCCAGCAUGCAGACUUAGAAUCUGGUGGAACUCAACAGUGGCUUGAGCGAGGCUCCAUGGCACAUGAGGCCCUGAAGAGCAUCGUUAGCGGUGGCUUAAUGAGGUCCACAAAUAUCUAAAUUUUAGGUCCACUGCUGAUCUGGAGUCCUUCCAGAACCAUAUUUUAAUGUACGCUAGCAAGCGCACAGCAUUUAGCCCUCCUGUCUUUGAGGCCAGGAUGCUCCUUGCAGCGAUGGACUAUAAUUACCACAAGGACCGCCCAGAGUUGUGUAAAUCUGAUGGAAGCAAACAGUACAGGAGGCUGUACAAGAAGAAUGCUCGCAGGUAUAUGCUAUACACUCGGAAGACAUCCAAGACGUAUGGCUACAUCCCAGAACUGCAAGCUAUGAUCCUUCAAAAGAGAUUAGCUGGUAAGGGGAUGCCCAGACGGAGGACACUAC